UACUUUUUCAUAUUUUAUCGACAAGAAGAGAAAGGAAAACCCGAAAAGAUGGAAAGGAAAAGAAUUUUGAAUUCUCCAUCAAAUUCGUUGCAAGUUUCACGCUUUUCCGCUUCCUCGCUGCGGACAUUCCCAAGUCUCUCCUCAUUUCCCUCACAAAAGACAAAACAGAGCAAGUAACAGUGCAGCUUACAAAGCUGAAAAGGCCAUAGUGAAAGGGUGCUCUCUUUGGCUAAAAAAAUGCAGGCGUCAACGUAUGCAGUCAAAGGAAGCAUCGGUUUUGGGGUUCAAAAGCGCACACAGGUUUUGAAGCGUUUUGAUGAAUUUGGGAAACCAAGUUUAGGAUUGAGAAUGACAGAUAGGACUGCCUGCUGUGGUCUACGACUAAAUUCGAUCGCUAUGGAGGCUGAACUCACUCGUGCAAGACUGGGUUCUAAUGGCAUUUUCAGGUCAUCGGUCAAGCCCAGAUCACUCAAGGCUCAGGCUUCUGAUGAUCUUGAGAGUGUUGAUUCCUUGGUGCCUCAGAGCAAAUCUUCAGGAACAGUCUUGCCAUACGUUGGUGUUGCUUGUUUGGGAGCUAUUUUAUUUGGUUACCAUCUCGGGGUUGUAAAUGGUGCUCUUGAGUACCUUGCCAAGGAUCUUGGGAUUGCUGAAAACACCGUGGUACAAGGAUGGGUCGUUAGCACACUUCUCGCUGGUGCCACUGUUGGUUCAUUUACCGGGGGAGCAUUGGCUGACAAGUUUGGUAGAACAAGGACUUUUCAAUUAGAUGCCAUACCACUGGCAAUUGGAGCAUUUCUAUGUGCCACAGCCCAAAGUGUGCAAACCAUGAUAAUUGGCCGCUUACUUGCUGGCAUUGGAAUUGGUGUUACAUCUGCUAUCGUACCUCUUUACAUAUCCGAGAUCUCACCAACUGAAAUUCGUGGUGCACUUGGAUCUGUGAACCAGCUAUUUAUAUGUAUUGGCAUCCUUGCCGCACUGGUGGCUGGAUUACCUUUAGCAGGAAACCCUCUAUGGUGGAGGACAAUGUUUGGUAUUGCAAUUAUACCCUCUAUUCUGUUGGCAUUAGGAAUGGCAUUUUCUCCAGAAAGUCCUCGGUGGCUGUUUCAGCAAGGGAAAAUUCCUGAGGCUGAAAAAUCUAUAAAAACUCUAUUUGGAAAAGAAAGAGUUGCUGAGGUUAUGCAUGAUUUAAUGGCAGCUGGUCAGGGUUCUACAGAACCUGAAGCACGGUGGUUUGAUCUGUUUAGUAGUCGCUAUUGGAAAGUUGUAAGUGUUGGUGCAGCACUUUUCUUGUUCCAACAGUUGGCUGGAAUAAAUGCAGUGGUAUAUUAUUCGACAUCUGUUUUUCAUAGAGCCGGCAUUGCCUCUGAUGUUGCAGCAAGUGCUCUUGUCGGGGCAGCUAAUGUCAUUGGCACAGCCAUUGCAUCAUCCUUGAUGGACAGGCAAGGAAGGAAAAGUCUUCUAAUGACAAGUUUCAGUGGAAUGGCUGCUUCAAUGUUGCUGCUUUCUCUGUCCUUUACUUGGAAGGUCCUGGCACCAUACUCUGGCACCCUUGCUGUUCUUGGAACAGUUCUCUAUGUACUGUCCUUUUCACUUGGUGCUGGUCCUGUGCCUGCUCUUCUACUACCAGAGAUAUUUGCUUCCAGAAUCAGAGCAAAAGCAGUUGCUUUGUCAUUAGGAAUGCAUUGGAUCACCAACUUUGUCAUUGGCCUCUAUUUCUUGAGCGUUGUGAACAAGUUUGGAAUCAGCUCUGUGUAUUUGGGAUUCUCUACCGUCUGUCUUCUUGCUGUCCUGUACAUAGCUGGUAAUGUUGUGGAAACAAAGGGGCGAUCAUUGGAGGAAAUAGAGCGUGCUCUUAACCCUGCAGUUUGAGCAGAAUAUUUUUUUUAAGUGCGUGCGGUCACAAUCUCACUACAGCUCGUUGGUUUUUGAGGUUAGGACAGGUGCUCUGCUUCUUCCUUUUGGGGAAAUUAUUGCCUUAUCUGCUGGGAUUCAAUACUAUCUCAUUUACUGCCCCCAAUUUGCUAUCUUAUGUUAAAAUGUCGGAUGUUGACUAUGAACAGCUAUAGCAUAGUGUCUAUAUUGAGUUUCUUAGUCAAUGUCACGGCAAUGUGAUAUAAAUAAGGAGAAAUGUGUCUCUUGAUUCUUGUGUGUUCAUAUUGAAUAAUUUGAUAAUGGACAUUGUUUUGAAAGUUGUGAAA
Messenger RNA from Carya illinoinensis, 2198 nucleotides. Its product is annotated as plastidic glucose transporter 4. The transcript is spliced from 14 exons. Gene Ontology annotation, molecular function: carbohydrate:proton symporter activity. Gene Ontology annotation, cellular component: membrane. Bases 238 to 1869 code for a protein of 543 amino acids. Gene Ontology annotation, biological process: transmembrane transport; carbohydrate transport. The record is from RefSeq and is a predicted model, not a curated record. NCBI's taxonomy places the organism in Eukaryota, Viridiplantae, Streptophyta, Magnoliopsida, Fagales, Juglandaceae.